CACACACACACACACACACAAAUACAAAUACAUAGGAUGAACUUUAAAACAUUAAAAAAAAAUUGGGAUACUGCAUUACGAAUUAUUGAUUUUAACAGGCCACCUAACAGAUGGUGUCGGUUAGGCUAUCAGUCCAUGCAUAUUAUAACCAGUAAAACUAUUACAUUAUUACAUUAUUAUUUUUCUUCAUGAUAAUAUAGGCUAUAUUAUCAUUGAGUGCGUCAUCGGUAAAACAGAAAGUGAAAACGUGUUCAUAGCCUAUGCGCAGUUUUGCUGUAAAUUUAUUUAGCUUAACCUGCUUCUGUUCGAUCUGCUGAAAUGGGAAAGAUUUACCAGAUCAUGGUGGUUGGAAUAAAGGGGGAGAAAAAAACCAUUGACGUCGCGACCUCGGAGGACGCGUUCAACAAAACCACUGUUUUGCAAUUCAAAAAGAAAGUUGCUGAAAAAUUGCCGGGUCAAGCAGGAGAUGAUCCAUCGUCCCUGAGGCUGCUGUACACCGACAAACAACUAGAAGACAAAGAUACAUUUUUAGAUCACCAAAUUAAGGAUCGCUCGACUCUAUUCAUGGUCUUGCGUCUACCCGGAGGUUUCCAAACAUAAAAGUCCUUGUCGGAAUCAGCUCGACCUCAAAACCUCGUCGAAAAGACAAUAAACUUUUAAAGAGACAAAUCCAUGUUUUGUAACUGUUCUUGAAAAGGAGGAUACUCCUAAAAAAUAUGUUGUUGUUUUUUCCAUUUUAAUUUUCUUUUCUUUUUUUUUUCUUUUUUUUUUUUUUUUUUUUUUUUUUUUUGCAUUUUAAUUCGGCUAUGGCUUGUCUUUCUUCUGUAAAGUUAUAAAUGUAAUAAAAUUGUGAAAUGCUG
Messenger RNA from Puntigrus tetrazona (Sumatra barb), 860 nucleotides. RefSeq names its product ubiquitin-like. The coding region runs from base 319 to 600 and encodes 93 amino acids. The transcript has 2 exons. The record is from RefSeq and is a predicted model, not a curated record. Lineage: Eukaryota; Metazoa; Chordata; Actinopteri; Cypriniformes; Cyprinidae. Gene Ontology annotation, molecular function: protein binding.